AUGUCUACUUCAACAACCAUAUUAUCAUCUUCUUCAAAUUAUGAUUCUUCAUUACCGAAUACUAUAACCUCGCCACCUAGCGUAUCAAGUCAUACCCAAUUAGUUGAAUGGGUGCCAUUACAAACAAAUAAUACAAUUAUAAUGGUACCAGGAACAUCAGUUUGGAAUAUGAAUGAUUUUCCUCCUGGCUCUUCACAUUAUUCAAUUGAUUUUAGUAUAUCUAAGAAUCCUUAUUAUUUCUAUCAAACUCAAGUUUUACCUAUUUAUAAUUUCACAAAUAAUGGAACUUCAAGUAUAUCAUUUGGUCAAAUUCAAAUUUAUGUUAAUGAUAUUGAAAGUUCAUCAAAAAAAAAUGGUGGUGAUGAAUCUUUUAAAGUUUCUUCAUUUUUAAUAUGUUUGUUUCUAUUUAUAAACACAUUUUUAGGUUAA
Lodderomyces pseudojiufengensis is the source of this 429-nucleotide messenger RNA. RefSeq lists its product as uncharacterized. The record is from RefSeq and is a predicted model, not a curated record. The transcript has a single exon. NCBI's taxonomy places the organism in Eukaryota, Fungi, Ascomycota, Pichiomycetes, Serinales, Debaryomycetaceae. The coding region runs from base 1 to 429 and encodes 142 amino acids.